This is a messenger RNA of Neurospora crassa OR74A, 414 nucleotides long. RefSeq lists its product as hypothetical. Lineage: Eukaryota; Fungi; Ascomycota; Sordariomycetes; Sordariales; Sordariaceae. The transcript is spliced from 2 exons. The coding region runs from base 1 to 414 and encodes 137 amino acids. The record is from RefSeq and is a predicted model, not a curated record.
AUGGCUUUGGUUGGGGAUCGUGCCUUGCUUGAAAAGCAGGCAGAUCAGGGUCCUGCCCUCCUGGCCACGAGGAAACCCGUUCCCAUGUUCCUUCCCACGAUCGCGCAAUCGAAGCACCAUCUGACAGCUCCAGCAGUUGCAUGUCAGGCACGCUACAUACACCGAGACCAAUGUAUGGUCUACAAUGUGCUUAUCGAGAUGCGACUGAUGUCCUGUUUUGCCAGGUUCGCUGUGGUUCUUGAUCCUGACUGUACGCCUGUUGGGCUUCUCACCGUGGUUGUCGUUACCACGCUGCCGCCGUUGACUGUCAUCGACAGCUUCAUCCUGUGGCGUGGCAUGUCUGCUGCCCGGAUCCAACAUCGGUUCCGGCAAAUGGAUCCCUCUUGUUAUCCUUUUCGAUCACGAGAUGUCUGA